CUAUCAUUCUCUUCCAUUCAACCUUCCACUCCCCAAUUUCUCUACACACAAAUUUCAAUAUCCAUUUUCAUCCAAUUUCUAAUCCUACACACGUUUUUUUUACACUAAAAAAUCUUGUGACCCACAUAUUACUUAAAUUAAUUUUUAUAAGAGAUUAGUCUCUAACACUAAGUUCACUAAAAAAAUAAUUACUUAUUAUUAUUUCAUUAUACCUAUAUUCUAUAUAUAUAAAAUGUCACGAUCAAUAGAGAUAACAAUUAUAUCUUCUGAGAAUCUCCAAGAGAACAAAAAGGCAUUAAAAGGAAACACAUUUGUGACGGUCCAAUGUGACGGUAACCGCGACGAAAUGAGCACCACAAAAGUGGAUUCAGAAGGUGGGAGUUACCCAUCAUGGAAUGAGAAAUUGGUGAUGGACGUGCCAUUGCAUGCAAGGUUCAUAACAAUAGAGGUAAAAUGCAAAACAAGAGGAAAUAGUAGUAGUAGUAUUGGAAUGGCUAGAAUACCCGUUAGUGAUUUUAUUGGAGGGUAUGUACCUGAAAAUCAAUUGCAAUUUUUAAGCUAUAGGUUGUGGGAUAAUAAAGUUAGUAGAAAUGGGAUUGUCAAUAUUUCAAUAAGGGUAAAAGUGUCACAAAAUAAUUAUUGUUCGAAUUCGAUGUCAUCGGCUGUGAAUGGAGUUCCGGUAACUGGGGUUCCGGUGGCCGGUAAUGGAUCCACUAGAGUUGUAACGGGGAUUCCAGCUGCUUGGUUAAACUACCAAAGAAACAUUUGAAGGAUUUAUCAUAAUAUUCAAUACAAUCUAUUCAAAAAGAAAGCAUACAUCACAAUACACGUGGGAAUCAUAUCUCAACUUUCAUA
Messenger RNA from Cicer arietinum (chickpea), 855 nucleotides. RefSeq names its product BON1-associated protein 2-like. Gene Ontology annotation, biological process: defense response. The record is from RefSeq and is a predicted model, not a curated record. NCBI's taxonomy places the organism in Eukaryota, Viridiplantae, Streptophyta, Magnoliopsida, Fabales, Fabaceae.